GUCCAACGUACAUUCACCACAACCACCGAGCCUCAUUUCAACGCCGUAUUACUUGCUCACGCCUGUCUUGAGAAACCGGCAUCACGCCACAACUUGAACCACCCCAGCCCGGUAUCACCUCAUCACCAUGGCACAAGCAUCCCGCUUAGCCAAGGACUUAACCCUCAAGGGUUCCGUCACUACCAUCCCAAAGCUCGUCUAUGGCACAGCAUGGAAGAAGGAUCAAUCGGCCGACCUUGUCUACAAAGCAUUGAAGAAUGGCUUCCGCGGCAUCGACACGGCCGCACAGCCAAAGCACUACAACGAGAAAGGCGUGGCGCAGGGCGUCCAGAGGGCCAUCGGAGAUGGAAUCGUCACGAGGGACGCUCUCUUUAUCCAAACAAAGUUCUCGCCGCCUAGCGCUCAAGGCCCCAACCCGCCCUAUGACCUUGAUGCUCCGCUGGUCGACAAGGUUCACCAGUCGGUGCGCUCGUCGCUUGAGUACUUCACCACCCAAGGCCAGGAGCCAUACUUGGAUAGCGUUGUGAUGCAUAGCCCUUUGGACACUAUAGAAGAGACAAUCACGGCCUGGAAGACUUUGGAGACAUAUGUUCCGAGUAAGAUCCGCAAUCUCGGCAUCUCCAACACAACCCUCCCUGUUCUCCAAGCCUUGAACAAUGCAGCCACUAUCAAACCCAGCGUCGUGCAGAACCGCUUCCACGCAGAGACUGCGUUCGAAACCGGCCUGCGCGCCUACUGCCGAGAGCAAGAAAUCGUCUUCCAGUCUUUCUGGACUUUGAGCGCUAACCCACGUCUCGCCCGAGCUAGUCCCGUGGGGGAGGUCGCAGAGAAGUCUGGGGUAGCUCCAGUAGCGGCUUACUACGCCCUCGUACUAGGACUAGAUGGGAUCACCAUCUUGGAUGGGACAACUAACGAGGUUCAUAUGAAGGAGGACUUGGAGGGCAUAGAUGUGGUGGGUGCCUGGGCUGAGGGAGAUGGCGCGGCGGAUUGGGCUUCUGCUUUGGCCAGUUUCAGAAAGGUGAUCGGAGAAGCCUAGCUGUGUUCUUUGAUGGACAACCUCUAUGACCUAGAAACUCGGUAGAGUUUUCUUGUUCCACUUUAUAGGUACCUAGUCAACCAACUUUCUUUGUCGCCUGACUGGUAUUUCACAGAGCCCUUCUACCUUGAUACCUAGGUGGGCAGGCAGACAGGCCAAUAUCGUACCAGUCGCUGCUACUAGCCGGAGGUUGACCCGAGAAAAUGUUCCUCCAACAAGGUGGUUAACAAGGCGGUUGAACCCUUAGAGUUGGCCAUUCGCCCAAGACAACCGGGUUGCAAAAUCUCAAGGUGGAAAUCAUGGACGGCCAUGGAAUUCCAAUGGCAGUAUAUAAUGCCCUCGAGCCGCCGUUCUAUGGAAUUAUCU
Molecule: messenger RNA, 1402 nt
Organism: Ilyonectria robusta
Lineage: Eukaryota; Fungi; Ascomycota; Sordariomycetes; Hypocreales; Nectriaceae
Product: NADP-dependent oxidoreductase domain-containing protein
Exons: 2
Coding region: 128-1036 (302 amino acids)
Cellular component (GO): cytosol
Molecular function (GO): aldose reductase (NADPH) activity
Source: RefSeq, a predicted model, not a curated record